Molecule: messenger RNA, 3261 nt
Organism: Zootermopsis nevadensis
Lineage: Eukaryota; Metazoa; Arthropoda; Insecta; Blattodea; Termopsidae
Product: obg-like ATPase 1
Cellular component (GO): cytoplasm
Molecular function (GO): GTP binding; ATP hydrolysis activity; ATP binding
Source: RefSeq, a predicted model, not a curated record
AUUUCUCAUACAGCUGUGAAGCGGAUGCAGUAUGACGUACUACCUUCCUUCCAGCUGUGAACGUGAAUCACGUUAUUUAUUAAGUUAAUAAGAUACCGGCUCUUCUUACCAAUUAAUAGUUGAUUUGGCAAUGGCGCCCAAGAAGAUUGAAGCCCCCGAAAAGAAGCCUCUGAUUGGUCGUGUUGGAACCAAUCUGAAAGUCGGUAUUGUGGGCAUCCCAAAUGUCGGCAAAUCUACUUUUUUCAACGUUCUGACCAAGAGCCAAGCAGCAGCUGAGAACUUCCCGUUCUGUACCAUCGACCCAAACGAGAGUCGAGUACCAGUUCCGGACGAGAGAUAUGAUUUUCUGUGUAACUACUACAAGCCACUCAGCAAGGUCCCGGCGUUCUUAAAUGUCGUGGACAUCGCAGGGCUGGUAAAGGGAGCUUCAGAGGGCCAAGGACUAGGCAAUGCCUUCCUCGCUCACAUCAGAGCGUGCGACGCCUUGUUCCAUCUCUGUCGAGCGUUUGAGGACGAAAACGUGACGCACGUGGAGGGCGAGGUCAACCCUAUAAGAGACCUUGAGAUCAUCAACGAGGAACUGCGACUCAAAGAUGAGGAGUACCUGAGUACACACCUGGAGAAGCUGGAGAGAACUGUACUGAGGGGCGGAGACAAGAAGUUGAAGCCUGAAUACGAUAUUUUAAGUAAAAUAAAGACACUUGUAGUGGAUGAAAAACAGCACAUCAGAUUCGGCGACUGGAAUGCCAAUGAUAUCGAAGUCCUUAACAAGCAUUUGUUUAUUACGUCCAAACCCGUCAUUUACCUGGUCAAUCUCUCGGAAAAGGAUUACAUCAAGAAAAAGAACAAAUGGUUGAUCAAAAUCAAGGAAUGGAUCGAUAAGAACGACCCGGGUUCCGUGAUCAUCCCGUUCUCAGGAGCUUUCGAGAACAGAAUCCUCGAGAUGACUGAAGAAGAGAGGAAACUUUACUUGGACGACGUCAAAGCGACAAGCUCCUUGGAUAAGAUCAUCGUACACGGGUACAAGGCCCUCCAGUUGCAGUAUUUCUUCACUUCGGGGCCGGAUGAAGUCAAAGCGUGGACAGUCCAGAAAGGGACAAAGGCCCCUCAAGCUGCUGGUAAAAUUCAUACAGACAUGGAGAAAGGUUUUAUUAUGGCGGAAGUGAUGAAGUUUGAUGACUUCAAAGAAGAAGGCUCGGAGACUGCUGUCAAAUCCGCAGGAAAAUACCGACAGCAGGGUCGGAACUACACGGUUGAAGACGGCGACAUCGUGUUCUUCAAGUUCAACGCCGGCGCCGGUCUGAAGGAGGCAAAGAAGAAGUGAUGGCAGGCCUUGCUUCUGGUAAUGCUCGUCCACCUUUACCUGAACCUUGUUCUCUUCUCAUAUUGCAGUCCGGCGCUCUGAACAAGACUUAACUACGCACUUGUAAUAACCAGAAUCAUCUCGCAUGGAGUUGCUUUCUGAUCCACGUAUAGAAUUCUAGGUAUAAAUGUCUCUCUCUCUUAUAUCUACUUUAAAAUCUAGAAUAUAAAACAUAAAAUUUUGAAUUGUAAUCAUAAAAAUUUCUACAUUUGGUUUGUAUGUGCUCAUGUUACAAAGAAUUUGUGUUGUAAGCCGUGCAUCGCAGUUUUGAAUUAUUUAUCGUGAAAUUUUUACGCGCCUUCGUAAUUGAACACUAACACACCGCGUAACGCGUUUGUAUCUUACGCGACGUAUCGUGAUUUACGAGAAAAUUUUUAAUCAGAUUUGUGACGUCGUAAGAGAAAUCUCAAAUAUGGCGGCAGACGGAGAAUUUCUUGAAUAGACGAUUGAAUUUUAUCUCGUCGGUAAUGACUCUUCGGGGUUAAUCAGCAAAUAUCACAAAAAUUGUGAUGCUCGUAUAUUUAAAGCCGCGCGCCAGAAUUAUUUAAUUGGAUAGCGAGAAAUGGAACCAACAUCACCCGUCCCGGUGCACGGGUGCGUCAUAUUUAAAAUGGCCACGAAGUUUCUGACUCUGACACGUGACUUUCGUGUUAGUCUUUCAUUUAUGACGUAGUAAAACAUUGUAAUGUGGGGUAGCUCGUCUCUCUAAUGCUUUUAAGUAUAUAUUUUUCAUUAGCCGUUUUCAGGACACCUAAUCUUAGAUAUUCCGUCUUUCGAGCCUAGUUUGUGAAUCUCCGGUUGCGAACCGCUCGUGAAACAAAAGGUCACGUGACAUUUCAGGUUCUAAUGGCGUCAGGUAUGAAGACCGACUUCUGGGAUGUCGCGGCGUUUGUCGUCUCUAUCCUGGCGAUGUGUCACCUCGAUAAUGCAGGCAGCAGGCACCUCUGAAAUGUCCGUAAUCUUCUGCACACGGCGACAUCCCAGAAGACAAGGUUUUACUUGUAAUGCGACUGUGACACGUAGGCGCUUAGGGGGAAAGCAGGAAUAUCUCCUACUCAUUCUUGACCUGGGCACUAGAUGGCGAUGAGUGGUCAUCGUAAUGCCCAGGCCGCCCUUUACUCCAGGGAAAGGUCCCGGUGCCCACCGGACAGAAGCCUGGGUGGGCCCCAGAACCGAUCUGGACGCAGAGGCUGGAGGGAAAAUCCAAAAUCCAACCUAUACAAGUCCUUUCUACAUUGACUCACGCCUUCCUUGAUACUAUCCAUUUGCUAAGGACAUCGGAACUUCUCAAGGUCGACUGUUCUCCACGUAGGUAUUUUCCCAGGACGUUAAUUAUCACUUAUGUUCACAGCUUCCCAAACCAUCGGCUAUUCAUUGAGUUUGAUUUAAAAAUGUUUUUAAGUUUGUACUCGUAAUUUGGUGAGGAUAUCUCGCUCUUAUCGCGAAGAUUGUUGACGUAAAAAUUGCUAUGAGAAGAGGACAGUGAGAAUUUUAUAUGAUAUUUGCCGGAGCUCGUAACUCUGUCGUCUGAUGAACUUUGUACUGACCCCGAGAAACGUGCCCCAGUUCCCCGUAAAAAAAAACUUGUUGAGUAUCGGAAAGGAAGAAGGGGGAAAUUUCCACUUCAUUGUAUUUACGUUUCUUUGGUGAUCAGUAAGAAGGACUUAAGUCAGACGCGAUGCCUAAAGAAACGUGAUAAGAGGCUGUUCUUGCCGAGCACGGUGAUUUAUAUACCUGGUUUUACAUUUUAUGUAGUCUGGUGCGAUUGAUAUCGUAAAUUUGUGUUUUGUUUUGUCUGACAGUAGGAUAUUGCGCUUUGGGUAUACAAUUGAUGUAUUGAUAGAUGUUUCUUUAUAAAAAGAAUUUCUGGAAGAAGUUGUUUCUUCCGGAUGAAAAUA